Lentinula edodes (shiitake mushroom) is the source of this 669-nucleotide messenger RNA. RefSeq lists its product as uncharacterized. NCBI's taxonomy places the organism in Eukaryota, Fungi, Basidiomycota, Agaricomycetes, Agaricales, Omphalotaceae. The coding region runs from base 49 to 525 and encodes 158 amino acids. The record is from RefSeq and is a predicted model, not a curated record. The transcript has 3 exons.
CCAUUAAUCCACUGUUACAUCUACGGAGCCGAUCCUCAGCAAAUCCGUAUGACUGGUCGGAGGACAUCACAUGAGCUUCAUGCACUGUAUAGAAAGCGGCAACUGAGAAGGGUUUCGAAUGCAGAUGGAGGAGGGUGGAUUUAUGCAUUCAUCGAUUUGGGCAACGUUUGGAAGAUGGGCAUGACCAACAACUUCAUGCGACGGAGAAGGGAGUGGGACCGACAAUGUCCAAGUGCGCAUCGUAUCUGGAUGCCACCAAUCAAAGUCCAAUAUAGACGAAGGGCGGAGACGCUAGGGCAUCUUCUACUAGAGAUGGAAUGCACAGACCGACCCGGAGCAUUUUGUCCUUCUUGUACGUAUUUUCUCGAACCAAUUUACUUGCUAACCUCUCUUUUGGCAAGGUGGGCACAGGCACCUCGAAAAAUUCAUUCUCAAAGGAAGCAGCUGGGAGUACCAGCGGCUUUUGGUGCGCUCGAGCAUGAUGCAAGCAGCUUUGGCUUGAACUCAAUUGGCAGACCCUGUUAACGCGUUAUCUACAAACGAAUUCACGCGACACACGAACCUCGACGAGAGAGCUGGCUGUUUAUUACCUGGUCCACAUAUACAUGGCCACACGCCCAAACGGAGAAGCUCUGCACGCUUUAUAUGGUCUAUACGCAUUUGUACGUU